Molecule: messenger RNA, 399 nt
Organism: Miscanthus lutarioriparius
Lineage: Eukaryota; Viridiplantae; Streptophyta; Magnoliopsida; Poales; Poaceae
Source: the annotation of a GenBank genome assembly
AUGAACUAUCCACCCAUGCAUGGUCCCUACCCACAAAAUAUCAACAAUCCCUUUGGAGGACCACCAAAUUUCCAGCACUUCCCUUUCCCACCAGCUGCCUACCAUGGAGGUUACCACGACAAUGGUCCAACAUCUCCAAUUAGACCGAUGGACUUCUUUGGACCUAGUGGUGGCAGCAACUCAAGGGGUGAUGAGAGCAGCCCCAUCGCUUCAUCUUCUCCGGUGUCCAGAGCCCCUCCAAUGAAGUCAAUACCUAUUCGUAUUGAAGAAGACAGUGAGAGCAACACUAAAGAUGACAACGGGCACAGAAUGCCCGCAUGCCCGCGGGCAUGGAACCCGAUGGGCAAGGAUACGGGCACCACUUCUUGCCCGCGGGCAUGGGCGCGGGCACCAUCCUGA